GUUCUCCAUCUCACGGACCGCAGGUGUGGCGGUGUAGCUGACACAGCCCACUACGUGCAACCCUUGACAUGGGUAUCAACUUCAGCUCAUUUGAGCCCAUAUAGCGUAGGGUAAACCCCUAACAUGUUUUCAUCUUAUACAAGCUUGGAUAAUCCCGAAAUCAGACUAAUCGAUCAACAACAAAGGCCUUGUGCGUUCUAAAUGUCGACUAGAGUGGACACCCUUUGCAGGACUGUACAUCCCGAACCCACCAAAUUCGAACAUGAAUCGCUCAACCAGAAAAGGACGUCCAUACGUCUCAUUCAAGUAUUGCCCGACCUAUCAAAGGAUAUGUCAAUACAAUGCAAGCUGAUUCACGCCAUUCUUCCACCGCCCUUCACCCAGGACGACAACGGUGAAGGAGAGCCGACCGAGUCCUCUCUUGCGGAACUGGAUGACGAUUUCAACGAAGAACUGCCCUCGUACUCCUGUCUCUCUUACACAUGGGGGGAUCCGUUCGAGGAGUACGCAGUCCGGGUCAACGACAAGACCUUUCUUGUGCGACGAAAUCUGUGGGACUUCCUCGAGAUGGCCAGAAAUCAACUUUCCGACACCUUUCUCUGGAUCGACGCAUUGUGCAUCGAUCAAACCAACACAUCGGAGAGGAACCAUCAAGUUCAGCAGAUGGGAAAUAUAUUCACUAGAGCGAAAUCUGUACUGGCCUGGUUAGGUAGCAGCCUAGAGUUGGAGAUGGUAUUGCAUUCCGUCAGUAUGGCAAGCAAAGAACGUGCCAUGAGAUCUUAUAGGGAGCCUUUUGACCGACACGAAGGAUCAUCGAAAUCUCGCGCGAAGGACCUCGGUGUAAUCAAAGACGGCGGGCUCGACACGCCAUCUUCAGUACAUUCUGGGACGACUGUGGACUUCAUUAUCAAGGACGAACAAAAGAGCCUCUUCAAGGAUUCAACUGAAAAAGUGGAGAAGUUGCUCGAGAAAAUCACAGAGCAUGAGUACUGGUCCCGAGCUUGGGUUACCCAAGAAGUGCUACUAGCGAAGCAUACAAUACUAGUUGCAGGACGAUCGACCCAUGAUCUCUUCUCACUAGCCAUCAAAUUCAGGUCUGCGGUUCUAUACUUCCGGGAAAAUGCGUUCGAGAAUAUCGUAGAUGUCUUAUUGCAACAAAGAUUGAGUCAAUAUCGCGAAACAAGCCUCAAGACAUGGGGUGUCGUCAACGUACUACACCGUUUCCGCAACAAGAAGUGUACCAUCCGAAGGGAUCGAAUUUACUCCUUACUUGCAUUGUGCAAAGAAGGCAAGAAUCUCACAGUCGACUACGACGUUCCGGAAGAACACCUCAUGCGCCAAGUUCUGAGCCUGCGCGAGAGCUCAAUGUGCUUUUGCUCUGCAGCGGUCGUGUCGCAUGCCUUGAGCCCAUGGGAAUUUCCAUCCGACAACACGGUCGCGGACAAAGCAAUGUUUGUCGAGACACAUAUGUACGCCUGCGCUUUAAGCUCCGCCGUUUGCCCGUUCUGCUCAAAUUGGGUGCCUUUCUCCUGGACCCGGAAGAAGGGCCUCGUCUUCUGCUUGGGAACAUCCUGCCCAGAUACACAAUGUCACCUAUUUUGGGAGCAACCAGAAUCCAUAGAAAAUCCAAACCCCGAUCAACAGAAUCUAUCGACAGUUUCGAGCUCGAUCUAUGCGCAGUCACGACAAAACAACAAGUCACAGUUGCUGUGCGAAGAAGGUGCUGGGAUUGAGAUCAAGCAGAGUGAGUGGAGACAUGUGUAUGUUCUUCGAUUUACCUUUCGCUCCAUAGUCGAAAUGUUGCAGGAGGACUUGACUACGAGCGAUCUGGGAUUGAAUGCCUGUCGAAAUCUGUGGCCGCACGCUACCAGUGGUCAAGUAUCUGGGCAAGGGCCAUUGAGAUUCUGUGAGAAGGCAUGAAGCAUGGUACCUGUUUCUGCGUACCUUGGUAGCCGGUCCCUCUACGCCGAGUCACCUGUCUGUCGUACGCUUUGAGUGCAUCUUUUUACUCCACGAUAAAAUCCAGAGUUUCCUGAGCGCUUUUCAGUUGGCUAUGGAACAUCAAAAACGGUCAAUUUGUUAACAUCUACAAGAUUAGAUAAAUGCGACCUGUGGUAUUCUUCUAACAGUGUCGGUACCGCGUAGAAGGGAACAGGGUCAAAGCUUAGAAUCGUACGCAUGAUACGGGUAGCGAGAAACAUGCCAAACCGAAUAUAUGUGUUUUGAGUUUGCUUUUCAGGCUUUCUGGGAUCUCAUUGCUUCAAUUAGGUACUGAUGUUCAGACAAUAAGGAUACGG
This is a messenger RNA of Cucurbitaria berberidis CBS 394.84, 2297 nucleotides long. RefSeq names its product HET-domain-containing protein. The record is from RefSeq and is a predicted model, not a curated record. The transcript has a single exon. NCBI's taxonomy places the organism in Eukaryota, Fungi, Ascomycota, Dothideomycetes, Pleosporales, Cucurbitariaceae. The coding region runs from base 202 to 1920 and encodes 572 amino acids.